Messenger RNA from Liolophura sinensis, 1141 nucleotides. RefSeq lists its product as uncharacterized. The coding region runs from base 70 to 957 and encodes 295 amino acids. Lineage: Eukaryota; Metazoa; Mollusca; Polyplacophora; Chitonida; Chitonidae. The transcript has 6 exons. The record is from RefSeq and is a predicted model, not a curated record.
GUAGAUGUUUACGUUAGAGAAUACCUGCACGUGGACAAAUCAGAUAAGCUGUUUGUAAGGAUACGAGAGAUGCUAAAAAAUAAAGUUGGCAAGAAGCUGGAACGGACUUCUGAAAGGGGUCUAAAGUUCACGUUAAAAGGGGACAUCGAGAUUUUAAUGUUUACCCACGGGGCAGUAGGGGGCCAUCGAGUCUGGAUCGAGUACAGAUUUGUGCGUGACACUACUUUGGAUCACCUAAGACCUUUCAGCAUGCCUAAUCGGACAGAUUGUGGGACAGCCACUGGCAAUUCCUCAUUAAAUACAGUUACAUCACUGACAACGCGGGAUAACAGAAUACAGCGAUUUCAUAAGACUUCUGCAGAAACGUCGACGAUGGCUGGCUUUUGGUCGACAGCUCCUUCAACCAACACGUACGAUGCAGAAGAGCAAGAUGGAAACUCUAGUAUUUGGAGAGCGGAUAUCCACAUCGCUGAUGGUAAAACGGACUUGAAUGAUACAAUCGUACAGCGACAGUAUGAAGCAGUUUCCGAUCUGCCAAUAAUAAUCGCCAGCUGUGUUGUCGGAUUAGUGUUUACCGUUACGUUGAUAUGCAUCGUAAAGAAAUGCAAAAGAAGAAAAAAGCCGUGUCAGCGCCCAGGCCCGGAUACCGUCAGUGUUGCAUCAGAGAGAGGCUUACUGGCGUGCACUCCAACACAGCGACGCUGUCAUUUUGUCAUAAACUCUGCCAACGUUGGCACCAGUGCAGAUCCAUCCGCGAGCACGGGACACAACGUAGUGCUGUCUGAAAAUAUUGAUAUGAUGCAAGAACCAUGUAAUCCCGAUAAAAGAGGCAUCUCAGUCCUCGAGCGUCAUUCAUAUCAACAGGAAUUGGAUUUAAAUCCGAUCGACUUCACGAAAUAUAUCAUAUCAAACCAACAAAAUAUGGCGGACAGUCAGUACAGCGAGCAUGGCGUGUAGCCCCAGGCUUUGGUCCAACACAAAGCUGAUUGUCUUUGUAAAGUCUGAUACAAGUUCAUUGAUCAGUUCUCAUGUUCAUCAUCACACAGAAUCACACGAAGUUAACGUUUUGUAAAUAUGUCCAGAAGCCGGCCAGCGCCAUUGUUAGUACAACAUUUUCAAAAGAAUUGCUAUUAAGAGAAAC